Messenger RNA from Pseudogymnoascus verrucosus, 2667 nucleotides. RefSeq lists its product as uncharacterized. Gene Ontology annotation, cellular component: nucleus. Gene Ontology annotation, molecular function: zinc ion binding; DNA binding. Bases 724 to 2652 code for a protein of 642 amino acids. The record is from RefSeq and is a predicted model, not a curated record. Lineage: Eukaryota; Fungi; Ascomycota; Leotiomycetes; Thelebolales; Thelebolaceae. Gene Ontology annotation, biological process: DNA-templated transcription. The transcript has 6 exons.
CGUCUUGUAUCUAGAAUCAAAUUACAUACCUUGACUCGAACUCUCACAGGUACCUUGAAAUUUUGUUAGGCGAAUUGUGCUGUCUGGAGUGGCGGAUGUGGGGUGCGGGAGAAGAUCUAUUUAGGUCGUCGGACCGAUCCCCACUUCCACCAAGAACGCGCAGCUGCCGACCUCUUCGAUAAGUAGAAACCCAGCUUUUGAUGUAGGGCAUCACACCGAAUUCCAAAUUCCAUCUCUACUCUCGACGGUUGAUACGAAAGUACACCCUGAUGGCUGACUUUCAUUCUGGGCAAGCUCAUGGAGAGGGUCGGGGCGGGGCCUACAGUGCUUUCAGUGCAAGGCAUAACGAGCAGUCCAAUGAGCCGAUAGCUUGCCGUCGCUGUCGGAAGCAAAAGGUGCGAAUGGCCCAGCGAACCCCCUUCAAAUUAAGUGAUUACUGCUCCAAUAUCGAUUGAUUGGACCGCUGAUCCUGAAUCUUGUCUUGGAUUCUAGUUGCGUUGCUCGAAGGAGAAACCAUCCUGCAGGAGAUGUCAAAGCAUUCCGGUCGUCUGUACUUAUCCACCUCCACCAGACAGAAGGCUUUUAGCAACUCAAAGAGCACGAAAUCCCAAACUUCAUAUCCACAGAGAACCUGAGGCUUCCGACUUCCAAGAGCGGCAAAAAACCUCUAAUGCCACUGGACGACCCCCGGCUCUUCAAGAACCAGCUACGCUGUCGCCUCAAAUGGCCCUACUUCUUAUUGGGAUAUACUUUUCUCGUCAUUGGAAUGCUGAGCUGAUGAUCCAUAAGCCCAGCUUUACUUCCGAUUACUUCGAUAACAAAGUCCCCGAUUUCGUAUCUCUAAGUAUCUUUGCUCUGGCUUCAAACUUCCUACGACAAACUCCACAGCGACCCUGCCUCGACGAGAAUAGUAUCAUUGCAGAUACCCUGCAGUUGACAGCAACAUAUUCCAGCAGUCAUGCACGAGAAUGGGCCGCAACUGCAGGUCAGCAGGCCUUGUCAAGGAUCGAUAAACCUUGCCUCGAAGCCAUUCAAGCAUGCCAAAAUCUGUCAUUUUACUGGUUCUAUCAAGGCGACACGGAUCGAGCAACCUUUUACACAACUACUGCAUACCGAGCGUGUCGCCUGCUGCGCUUUCACCGCCAACAAGCUAGUGAUAUCGACCCACUGCUGGUUGAAGUAAACAGACGCUGCUUUUGGUCAUGUUGGAUAACUAACUGCAUUAGCCAAGAUAAUGCAGGCUUUAAGGCUGAAAGCUGGAAAGAGGUGGUAGGGCUUCCGUUACCAUCUGAUCAGAAUUCGUUUCUGUUGGGGAAGCCUGACUCGAAGGAGAUCUUUGCUCCUAACGGAGAUAUCGUACCUAUAAAUGUCGAGCCUAGCCAAAAUCCACCACCUUCAAUUAUGAGCGAGUGGGAGGUUCAACACUUCGUUAGACAACAUAUGGAAAGCUCUCAUCGCGAUUCUCUCAGUAGGCUCCCUACAUUCUUAGCGCUAGAUCGACGCCUCGAAAUCUUUCUCGAAAAACUUCAUCCAGACUUCCGUUAUUUCGGCCUCUCAUCUUUAACACCCCUUAAAACCGACCCUUAUAGGCUCUUUUCUCUUCUUUGUAUCUAUCAUCUAUGUGCUUGUAUUCUGCAUUCUUCUAUUGUUCCUGUCUUCUCCGGUGUUGCCUCAGAUCCUCAAAUCUCUAAGAGAUUUUCCAGAAUGUCGGCUAAGGAGGCUAUCAAACACUCUACUAUUGUCCUUGACAUGGCAACGACGUUUCUGAACAUUUGUACUGAUGUGACACGAUUGUCUGGCAUUACUGGCUACGCCUUAUUUGUAUCCUCCUCCGUCCAAUUCAAAUCCCUUAGCGCUCAAGGCAAGCUACAAAAUCAUGGCAUAAGUCGUUGCGAUGCUGCAAUAUUGAUGCUACAGCACCUUAAAGAAUACUCGCGUCCACUCCAGGUCAUAUGGACAAACCUCAGUUCCCUCUUUUCUUCUGCAAAUAUCGACGUUAAUAGCCUUUCUCCCGGAAAUGGCAACAAAGAUGGAGCGUUGGAUCCAAAUACAGACAUCGGGAAAAUCGUCUCUGAAAAACCUAUCUCUCGUGAUAGUACAAGCAAUAUAGACCUCUAUACCUACUUCCCGGAUGCAGAGUCAGCUAGCACUAAUUCCCCGGGUAAUAUACAAGAAACACAGUCUGCAGCAAACAUACUGAAGACGAUGAAACAGAGUGCUGUAAGGCAAGAAAUCGGGUUGCCGAUACACACUAGUCAUACGACUAUGGCCGGUCCACCGAGUACGCCCAUCUACCAUAUUUCUGCACCGAACCCCCAGUCGUAUCAUGCGCCUUCCCCUCAAUCCCAGGUUUUCGACCGCGGUGUCGGCAUACAAGAUAGCUUCGACAAGCUAGCGACGUCAAACUCCGGAAAUUCAUCAGUGGCGAGCUUUACACCGACAAACGGGGCAACAGAAGGCGCAGGAUUUCAGUUUCGAAUACAGGGACAGGGAGAGGCAAGUAUGAUGGAUGUAGCGCCGGUGGCAAGAGGGAUUGAUGGGACGGAUCUUUGGUGGGAUCAAAAUUUUGAUGAGUUUGAGACAGAUCUUUUUGGGUUCUUGCACGGGGAAUACCCAUGGAAUGAGGGUAGUAAUUAUUUUGCUUAUGGAUAAUAAUUCUAACGUCGC